AUGGCGAUCGAAAGCUUUCAUCGAUUUGGCAGGAGAAAUCGAACCGUUUCUCAUCAAUCCGGUGGUGGGGCAAUCGAUUUGCCUCGCUCCAGAGAUCCUAUAACUCGCGAAUUCAUCACCCCUGUUCCUCCGUCUACGCGAUUCUAUUCAGCGAAACACGCCAGUUCCACGCUGUCCGCCGCCGCUCUCCGGCCAACGCAAAAAUCGCAGAUUCACUUCGGCUUUAACCCGAGAGGCGAUGGCUUCUUUGUUCAAGGAGCAAGCAAAGCUCUCGGCUUAUCGAGAUAG
This is a messenger RNA of Microthlaspi erraticum, 288 nucleotides long. NCBI's taxonomy places the organism in Eukaryota, Viridiplantae, Streptophyta, Magnoliopsida, Brassicales, Brassicaceae. The record is from the annotation of a GenBank genome assembly.